This is a messenger RNA of Closterium sp. Naga37s-1, 5349 nucleotides long. Lineage: Eukaryota; Viridiplantae; Streptophyta; Zygnematophyceae; Desmidiales; Closteriaceae. The record is from the annotation of a GenBank genome assembly.
AUGAGCACGGGGCAGCCAUUGGUGGAGCAGGAGCAGAUGUGUGUGGGGCAAACAUUGACAGCACAGACGAGUGUGGGCGACCAGAGGGAUCUAGCAAAGGCUAUGGGCGACCAGAGGGAUCUAGCAAAGGCUAUGGGCGACCAGAGGGAUCUAGCAAAGGCUAUGGGCGACCAGAGGGAUCUAGCAAAGGCUAUGGGCGACCAGAGGGAGGUAGCGAGGGCUAUGGGCGACCAGAGGGAGGUAGCGAGGGCUAUGGGCGACCAGAGGGAGCUAGCGAGGGCUAUGGGCGACCAGAGGGAGGUAGCGAGGGCUAUGGGCGACCAGAGGGAGCUAGCGAGGGCUAUGGGCGACCAGAGGGAGGUAGCGAGGGCUAUGGGCGACCAGAGGGAGGUAGCGAGGGCUAUGGGCGACCAGAGGGAGGUAGCGAGGGCUAUGGGCGACCAGAGGGAGCUCGCGAGGGCUAUGGGCGACCAGAGGGAGCUAGCGAGGGCUAUGGGCGACCAGAGGGAGGUAGCGAGGGCUAUGGGCGAUCAGAGGGAGCUAGCGAGGGCUAUGGGCGACCAGAGGGAGGUAGCGAGGGCUAUGGGCGACCAGAGGGAGCUAGCGAGGGCUAUGGGCGACCAGAGGGAGCUAGCGAGGGCCAUGCUUCAACUGGACGCACUCUCCUCUGCUGGCCUGCUCAUGGGCCUCCCUGCUGCUGCCGCUGCUCACUCUGCUGCUGCUGCUACUUCUUCUACAUCUGCUGCUGCUCCGUGCUCGUCUGCCCCCACUCGUGCCCCUCCUGCUUCUCCCUCCACCGUCUCCUCCCCCCGUUCUGCCCCCUCCUCUCGCCCCCCAUUCCCUCCCUUUCCUUCCCCAGCACCGCUCUCCACCACAUUCCCCCGCUCUUUCUCCACCCCUCAAGGCCGAAUCCCUGCUUUCUCCCCCUCUUUGUCAUCUCUCACUAAUUCUCUCCCAAAUACACUCCAGCCUAUCAACCCUUUCCCGCACAACCCUUCUCUUCCUCUCCCCACCUCCGCUUCUAUCUCUGUUCCCUCUACCUCCUCUGCUGCACCCACCAAUCACCCCCUCCCCUGCCUCUCUCGCUUCACCACAGUGUCAGCUUCCGACCAAUCAGCAGCCGGCGGUCUGACCACCCGGGCAGCUGAAAUUGCGAGUGGGGUGCAAAAUCUUUUCGACGCGCUCAUGCGCUCAGACAUCCUCCCUGCCCCCUCCGUUCCAUCCUUCUCAUCUCAACCGUCCAUUCCUGAUGCUACGCGAAGAUCGGCACCGUUGACCCAGCAUCCACAUCCCCAUCUCCCAUCCCCAUACCAUCCUGCCCCAAGUCAACCUCCCGCCUUCUCUACCCUCCCGCUUCCCCUCACAUCCUCUUCCCGAGCUCCUUGGGCUGGGGGGAAGAACCCAGGGAUGGCAGGAGGGGAGGUAAACGUGUCUAGUGUGUCAACCACAGGGCGUCUAGACGGCGGUGAGCUGUGGACUGGUAGAAGCAGUGGCACCACCGGAUCUGCUGGUAGCGCUGCUGCUGCUGGUGAUGCUGCUGCUGCUGCUGCUGCUGCUGCUGCUGCUACUCGUCCUGCUGCCUCUGGUAGUGCUGGCAGUGCACACAUCAUUGGAUCAGGCGGUUUUUGGCUGGAGGGGGGUCGCAGCGGGCAAGGCAUGCAGAGCCAGGGGGGACUGGAGGCCACUGCUGCUGUGCCUGGUGGCUUGGGGGGCGAGUUUGGAUCGACUCAACAGGGUGUGGGAAUUGGUGGAAAGUACGAGGAAGGAGAAGAAAUGGUUGGAGGGAGGGUGGAGGGUAUUGUUGUGAGAAACAGCGAGAAUGAGAGACAGGGUGCUGCCGGUGAUGAGGUUCGAAGGGAGGAAGAGGUUCCAAGGGAGAAAGUGGGUCAACAGGAGGACGAUAUGCGGGGCAGUGAUGUACAGGGAACAGUUGAGAAGAACAGUCACCAACCGCAAGAGGAGCAGAAGCAGGGUCGGCAGCACCAGCAGCAGCAGCAGCAGCAGCAGCAGCAGCAGCAGCAGCACCACCACCAACAUCAGCAGCAGGAGCAGCGGCGGGAGAACCGACAGCAAGAGAACCCGCAUCAGGAGAACCAGCAGCAGCAGGAGCAGCAGCAGCAGGGCCAACGGGAGGAGCAAGGGGAAUCAGCAGCAACAGGAAUGGAUGUUGAUGGUACAGUCAAGGAGGGUGGGCACGGAGGGGACGAGGAGCAAGAGACGACUUUUGAGGCGCCUCAAAAGCAAGGAGUGGGGGAGCAAGGAAGGGGCAAGGAGGGGGGUGGUAGGGAAGACAGUGGGGACAGGCAGGGGGAUAGGAAUCCUGUUGUUCGCCGAAGCUGCAGUGAUGGUGGUGGCAGGCUUGGUUCGGAAACUGGUUUGGAUAGGCGGUCCCCUCGCCCGGAGCAGCUACAGGUGGUUCGGCGGUGGAAUACCGGGAGGCUCGGCAGCUGGUCGGAAAGGAGCAGCUUGAGCAGUGGACAAUCUGGACCCCCAUCUCCUGGCGUGGCGGCCCGGCCUUGGGGGAUGAAAUCCCCUCUGCCAGGUGAAUCGCAGAAAACAGAUGCGGUACCGUCUCCGUCUCCCCGUGCUGCUGCUGCCCAGCCUUGGGGUUUGAAGUCGCCACUACCACGUGAGCCACAGAAAACGGCGCCAGUAUUUAAAGCGCCUCAGGAGCCUCAAGCAGCAGCGCUUCCAUCGGGUGCUGAGGCACAGAAAUCGAGUGCAGGUCUGGUCAAACCAGGUGUAGCAGGCGUGGACAGGCCCGCAGUGGAAGCAGCAGCGGCGGCUGCAGCUGCAGGUCUGGAUCGGCCGAGACUCGAUGUGACGGUGGAAGGUGGUGGCGCAGUGCUGGGAGAAAGUGAAGCACCAUCGCGUGCUGCUUCUUAUGGAGAGCCAGGCUCGGGACAGUUUGCGGCUGAUUCGACCGAAGGUGAAGCAGCCUCAGGAAUGGAGGAUAUGGUGUUUGAGAGGAGGGAUGUCGGGACUCAGGUGAAUCCUUUAGAGGGGUCGAGUGGGGGAGAGGGAAUGGAUAGUGUGUGGUCGGGGAAGUUGGUCCAGGAGUGGAGUGGAAGACGAGGGGGGCAGCAUCUUGCCAGCGUGACUGAAGGCAUUGCGAGUCAAGCCGAUAUGAGAGAGAGACACGCUACUGGCAGUGAGGCCAGAGCUGGUGAGUUGAGAGAUGGUGGGAAGGAAGAUGGUGGGAAGGCUGAUGGUGGGGAUGCUGCAGCGUGCAGAGAGGAGGAGGAUGCUGGUGCUGCGACUUCUGAGUCCAUUCCACAAGCAGGAGGCAGCAUGGAGUUCAAUGGUGCUGCGACUGGUGCAGCUACUGGUGCAGCUACUGGUGCUGCACACACUGCAUCUCUUAGGGAGGACGAGCGGAUGGGUCGGCAAGGGCAACAGCAGGAUUACGAGCAGCAUAACAGGCAUGGGCAGCAGAAUAACGAUUAUACUCAUGUGCAGCAGCAACAGCAGCAGUUGGGAGAGCAGCAGCUGGAAGAUGCAGAGGAGGAAAAUGAGGGAAGGGAGGAACAUGAGGAGGAGGAGGAGGAGGAGGAGGAGGAGGAGGAGGAGGAGGAGGAGGAGGAGGAGGAGGAGGAGGAGGAGGAGGAGGAGGAGGAGGAGGAGGAGGAGAAGGACGAGAAGGACGAGAAGGAGGAGGAGGAGGAGGAGGAGGAGGAGGAGGAGGAGGAGGAGGAGGAGGAGGAGGAGGAGGAGGAGGAGGAGGAGGAGGAGGAGGAGGAGGAGGAGAAGGAUGAGAAGGAGGAGGAGGAGGAGGAGGAGGAGGAGGAGGAGGAGGAGGAGGAGGAGGAGGAGGAGGAGGAGGAGGAGGAGGAGGAGGAGGAGGAGGAGGAGAAGGAUGAGAAGGAGGAGGAGGAGGAGGAGGAGGAGGAGGAGGAGGAGGAGGAGGAGGAGGAGGAGGAGGAGGAGGAGGAGGAGGAGGAGGAGGAGGAGGAGGAGGAGGAGGAGAAGGAUGAGAAGGAGGAGGAGGAGGAGGAGGAGGAGGAGGAGGAGGAGGAGGAGGAGGAGGAGGAGGAGGAGGAGGAGGAGGAGGAGGAGGAGGAGAAGGAUGAGAAGGAGGAGGAGGAGGAGGAGGAGGAGGAGGAGGAGGAGGAGGAGGAGGAGGAGGAGGAGGAGGAGGAGGAGGAGGAGGAGGAGGAGGAUGAGAAGGAUGAGAAGGAGGAGGAGGAGGAGGAGGAGGAGGAGGAGGAGGAGGAGGAGGAGGAGGAGGAGGAGGAGGAGGAGGAGGAGGAGGAGGAGGAGGAGGAGGAGGAGGACGGGGAAGGGGAGGAGGUGCAAGAGCACGAGGAGGUGUAUGAAUACAUGGGUGUGCGAUCAAGCCUCACUUGUGAGGCGCCUCGAAAAGAGUUGCAAGAGCACCAGGAGGAGGACAGGGAGGAGGAGGUGCAAGAGCACAAGGAGGUGUAUGAGUACAUGGGUCCCACGAACGCACCAAUGGAUUCGGGUGACUAUGACUUGGACACUGCAGCCAGUGGCAGAGCCAGCAGUGGUGCUGAUGCAGCAGCAGCCUCCACUCCACCGCCAGUUUCUCCUGCUGCUGUUGCUGCUGUCACAGCGCCUGCAAGCACGGGUGCAACGCCCAACACCAUCAGUGCAGCCCUCUCCCCUGUACACCCACCUCCGCCUCAAUGGGGUACUGUAGGAGGGAUGGGCUCAGGAAUAGCAGCCAGUCCGAGUGUGACUAUGCAGCAGUGGGGCUAUAUGGGAGGGAUGCGCCCAGGGGUAGCAGCAAGCCCAGGUGUGACUGUAAUGCAGUGGGGCUCGUUUGCAGGGGGGACCGGAACGGGAAAUGGGUUCGGAGGGCUCGGAGCGAGCCCAGGCGUGAUUAUACAGCCAUGGGGCUCUAUCGCGGGAGCAGCUGGAGUUGGGACAGCAGCAGAGUCAGGUGCAAGGAUAGGGGCCGAGGCGACAGCAGGUGCAACCCCAGGUGUGACUGUACAGCAGUGGGGCUCUAACGAAGGGGCAGCAGCACCAGCAGCAGCAGCACCAGCACCAGCAGCAGCACCCACACUAGCAGCAGCGGCAGCAGCAACCCUACCAGGACUAGAAGCUUCCCUAGAGCAGCUGCUACAGCAGAUGAACCCAUCCUCGUUACAAGACGCCAGUGCGAUAAUAGACGCUCUCAGCUUCCAAGCGUCCCUGGCAGCUUCAGCAGGGCUGCCGUUCUCCAACCUGCCCGCUUCACACGGUCAGAGUGGGGGGAGCCCUCCCACCUGUGCUGCAACUGCUGCCACUGAUGCACCGGCCGCUCCUCCCGCUGUUGCCAAUACUACAGGUGGUUCCGCUAGUGAUGAGCCGCCAGGUUCAGCGUGUGAGCCCAUGGAUAUAUAG